This is a messenger RNA of Penaeus chinensis, 489 nucleotides long. RefSeq lists its product as uncharacterized. The transcript is spliced from 3 exons. The record is from RefSeq and is a predicted model, not a curated record. Bases 1 to 489 code for a protein of 162 amino acids. Lineage: Eukaryota; Metazoa; Arthropoda; Malacostraca; Decapoda; Penaeidae.
AUGUCGGUAGAAGCUCUGUUUUCGUCCUCCACGGAAAACAAAGAGCAACCAGGGGCUGUGUGUCCAGAACAGUUAUUAUCCAUUAGAAGUGAACAGGAAACCGGCAGGACGCUGGAGGAGGCCGCCAUGGCAACUUCUCCGUGCCUUGGGGGGUUUGGUGCUGGUUCUGGAACUGUAGUUGGGGCUGGCGCCGAGGCAGGUGCAGAUGGUAGAACUGAAGCAGGUGCUGAGGUUGCAGCUGAAGCUGACGCUGGGGCAGGGCCUGAGGCUGGAACUGCUGGUGCUGAAGUAGUUGCUGAAACUUUGAGGCCGGUGCUAAAUCUGGCAAUUAAGGAGCUGAAUCAAUCACUGAAGCUGGACAGUUAUGAGGUGGUUCGUGACCCAAACCACUUGGAGAUCUUGCCGUGGCCAAGUAAGAGUAUGGAUUCCUCUCCUCAAAGAAACUCCAUGACGCAUGAGAACGAAAAAUUAAAACUUAUCUCAAGAUAA